Messenger RNA from Penicillium canariense, 2232 nucleotides. RefSeq names its product dolichyl-diphosphooligosaccharide--protein glycosyltransferase subunit STT3. NCBI's taxonomy places the organism in Eukaryota, Fungi, Ascomycota, Eurotiomycetes, Eurotiales, Aspergillaceae. Gene Ontology annotation, biological process: post-translational protein modification. The record is from RefSeq and is a predicted model, not a curated record. The coding region runs from base 1 to 2232 and encodes 743 amino acids. The transcript is spliced from 5 exons. Gene Ontology annotation, molecular function: dolichyl-diphosphooligosaccharide-protein glycotransferase activity. Gene Ontology annotation, cellular component: membrane.
AUGGCCCAGUCCUCCCCUCUUGAUGUUCUGCUGAAAGGCAGCUCCGGCCAGAGCACGCGCGGUCUACUGCGGAUCAUCAUCCUCGUUACGAUCGCUGCGGCUGCUGUGGCCAGUCGUCUGUUCAGUGUUAUCCGAUUUGAAAGUAUUAUUCACGAAUUCGAUCCCUGGUUUAACUUCCGCGCAACAAAAUAUUUGGUUCAAAAUGGUUUCUAUAGCUUCUGGGAUUGGUUCGACGACCGAACCUGGCACCCCCUCGGUCGUGUCACUGGUGGCACGCUGUACCCCGGUCUCAUGGUGACCAGCGGCGUGAUCUACCACAUCCUUCGUUUCCUCACCAUCCCCGUCGAUAUUCGAAAUGUUUGCGUUCUGCUUGCGCCGGGCUUCUCGGGGCUCACGGCCCUGGCGAUGUACCUCUUGACAUGCGAGAUGUCGACCUCGCCCUCGGCUGGUCUUCUUGCCGCCGCCUUCAUGGGAAUUGCCCCUGGCUAUAUCUCGCGGUCCGUGGCUGGCAGCUACGAUAACGAGGCAAUUGCCAUUUUCCUGCUGGUCUUCACCUUCUUCCUGUGGAUCAAGGCCGUCAAGAACGGUUCUAUCAUGUGGGGAGCAUUGACUGCCUUGUUCUACGGAUACAUGGUCUCCGCCUGGGGUGGAUAUGUCUUCAUUACCAACCUCAUUCCUCUCCAUGUUUUCGUUCUUCUUUGCAUGGGUCGCUACAGCUCUCGUGUGUAUAUCAGUUACACCACGUGGUAUGCUCUGGGAACCUUGGGCAGCAUGCAGAUCCCUUUCGUCGGUUUCUUGCCCAUUCGUAACAGCGACCACAUGUCUGCUCUGGGUGUCUUCGGACUGAUCCAGCUUGUGGCCUUUGCUGACUUCGUUCGCGGCUUCUUGCCUGGCAAACAGUUCCAGAAGCUGCUUACUUCCAUGAUUCUGCUUACCGUCGGUCUUGGAUUUGGCGGUUUGAUCCUGCUCUCUAUUUCUGGUGUCAUUGCCCCGUGGAGUGGCCGUUUCUACUCGCUUUGGGAUACUGGCUACGCAAAGAUUCAUAUUCCGAUUAUUGCGUCGGUCUCUGAGCACCAGCCUACUGCCUGGCCUGCCUUCUUCUUCGACCUCAACUUCCUCAUCUGGCUUUUCCCAGCCGGUGUGUUCAUGUGCUUCCAGAAUUUGAAGGACGAGCAUGUCUUCGUGAUUAUCUACGCUGUGCUCUCUAGCUACUUCGCUGGUGUCAUGGUCCGCCUGAUGCUCACUCUCACUCCGAUUGUUUGCGUCGCUGCCGCCCUUGCCCUGUCGGGCAUUCUCGACAACUUCUUGGUCAUGACGAAGCCGAACCCUGAGUCUCGGGCCAAGGCCACCGUGGAAGACUCCAAGUCGCUCCGCCCGACUCGGGACCCGGUUGUCGGCAUCUACUCGUACUUCUCUAAGACCGUUGUUACGUGUUCGAUCUCUCUUUAUCUGCUCCUCUUUGUUGCGCACUGCACAUGGGUCACCUCGAACGCCUAUUCGUCCCCCUCCGUUGUGUUGGCGAGCCGCAUGCCCGAUGGGAGCCAGUUCAUCAUCGACGACUACCGCGAGGCCUACUACUGGCUUCGCCAGAACACCCCCGACAACGCUAAGAUCAUGUCUUGGUGGGACUAUGGCUACCAGAUCGGUGGCAUGGCCGAUCGCCCCACUCUGGUUGACAACAACACUUGGAACAACACGCACAUUGCCACCGUUGGCAAGGCCAUGAGCUCGCGCGAGGAGGUCAGCUACCCUAUCCUCCGUCAACACGAUGUCGACUACGUUCUAGUCGUCUUCGGCGGGUUGCUGGGCUAUUCCGGUGAUGACCUGAACAAGUUCCUGUGGAUGGUCCGUAUCGCCGAGGGUAUCUGGCCUGAUGAGGUGAAGGAGCGCGAUUUCUUCACUGCUCGUGGCGAGUACCGUGUCGACGAGGAGGCCACUCCCGCCAUGCGUAACAGCUUGAUGUACAAGAUGUCUUACUUUAACUACCAGUCCCUCUUCCCGACCGGCCAAGCCGUCGACCGGGUUCGCGGUACCAGCGUGCCGGCUGACAGCCCGCAGCUCAACACCCUCGAGGAGGCUUUCACCAGUGAGAACUGGAUCAUCCGCAUCUACAAGGUCAAGGAUCUGGACAACUUCGGCCGUGAUCACAACAAUGCGGUCGCCUUUGACAAAGGUCUUAAGCGGAAGCGUGCUUCCAAGAAGAAGGGUCCUCGCGUUCUGAGAACCGAGUAG